This is a messenger RNA of Cyprinodon variegatus (sheepshead minnow), 472 nucleotides long. RefSeq names its product polymerase (DNA-directed), delta 4, accessory subunit (gene pold4). The record is from RefSeq and is a predicted model, not a curated record. Bases 149 to 457 code for a protein of 102 amino acids. Gene Ontology annotation, molecular function: DNA-directed DNA polymerase activity. Gene Ontology annotation, cellular component: delta DNA polymerase complex. The transcript has 4 exons. NCBI's taxonomy places the organism in Eukaryota, Metazoa, Chordata, Actinopteri, Cyprinodontiformes, Cyprinodontidae. Gene Ontology annotation, biological process: DNA-templated DNA replication; DNA synthesis involved in DNA repair.
AAGAGAAGAAGAAGAAGGCAGGGUAUCAUUGGUUUGUUCCUUUGCAGUAAAGUGGGACCAAAACAAACACUAACAGCUUGGAUUUAGCCAAACAACAACACUAACAGAACCGAGCUGCUUUCCCCGAACAUCUGACAGAUUGGUCACCAUGACAACGAAGCGUGGACUGAUAACGGACUCAUUUAAGGUGGUGAAGAAAUCGCGGCGAGGGGCAAAGCAAAGAAAGAGUCCCACCCCUCCUCCAUCACAGCCAGCAGAAGAUGUUGCUCCAUCUGCCAGAGAGGAGGAUUUGCAGCAGCUCAAGCAGUUUGACCUGGACUGGAGAUUCGGCCCUUGCACAGGCAUCAGCAGGCUGCAGAGGUGGGAGAGAGCCAAGCUUCAUGGUCUGAACCCUGCUGAGGAAAUUAGAGAGCUGCUGCUGCAAACUCAGGCUGAUCAGGAGUACUGCCAGAGGUAGCGUACCCUACUGAAA